AAUAUUUGUCGUAAACAAGUGUGGAGGUUGUUUGAAAUUAACGUGUAUGAACUUUUCUAGAUAUUUACGCAGGAAUAAGAACGUUGUUUAAAAUAUUUUAAAUAAUAUUACGUUUAUCAAUGUCUAAUUGUUUGAAAAGAGGAAUAUUUGUAUCUAAAAGAUUACUGCAAGUGUCAGUGACUUCUUUUGCUGGAAAUUCUAAAGCUUCGACUUUGAAUUUAUCCUAUAGACAUUACAAACACUGUAAUGGAGUAUUUUCUGAAAAAAAAUUGCAAGUCAAGAUAUCCGAUCAUUAUGUCAGAGAAUUAUGUACUGCUACUGAAGUAUCCGAGAAACCAGAUCUGUUAUCGAUGAAGCCAAAUGAUUUCGCGGAAUAUUUAAAGUCUCAAAAUAUUUAUCGUGUUUUCAUAGUUUGGAACGAAGUAGAAAAGAAAGCGAAAGUUUCUCAUCCUGAACUGAAAGAAUUAGAAGACUGGAUUAAUAAUUCAAAAAAUUAUCAACAGCAUGAAGCUGUUUUUAUUCAAUUGGGACUUAGAACUGGAUGUCUUUUAGGUGCUUUUCUAUGGAGAACGAACCGUGGACAAGCUUGUGGUGGAAUUCGGUUGACUGAAUAUCUAACAAUGGAAGAUUAUCUUCAGACUGGAUUAAGGUUAUCUGUUCGAAUGGGAAUAAAAGCAGCAAUGUCUGGCAUAUGGGGUGCUUUUCGCAAGGUUCCACCUUCAUCCUUUGCUGAUGUAUCCUCCAAAAGUUAUAGACCUUCGCUGAGAGAAACUUCGGAAAUUCCGAUUUGCAUUCACCAGACAUCGUUUCCUGUUCAACAACUGGACCAUCUGUUAAAAUUAAUAUUAAGUUUCAUUUACUUUUAUUCUUCAUGCUAUUUAAGUAGUAUUAAUAUUUUAUUUCAAGUUACAGCAAUGGAUAUAGGUACAAAUCCUCAAGAUUUAUAUAAUGUCCACUCUCGUACAAGAUGGGCAGUUUGCAUACCUGAAGAUAUCGGAGGUUCUGGAAAUCCUGCAAAACUUUUAGGCAGAGGUGUUAUUUGUGCAAUGGAAGCAGCUCUUGAUUAUAUGAAAAUGGGAAGUUUAGCAGGAAAAACAGUUGCAGUUCAGGGGGCUGGAUCUGUAGGUUUUGAUGUAGUAUCAAGAUUGAUUUCUUGUGGAGCUCAUGUGUUUGUAACAGAUUCCAGUCAAAAACGUAUAGAUGACAUAAGAGAUGUUCUUGCUUGUAAAGCUAAAGGCCGUUUGACUGUAGAAAAAGUAAAUUUUGGAGAUCUGAGCAUACUUGAAUAUAACUGUGAUAUUUUUUCUCCUUGUGCAAUUGGACACAUAUUGAAGCCUGCUAUAAUUCCCAAAAUCAAAGCUAAAAUUAUCUGUGGUACAGCUAAUGCACUAUUAGAAUCUGAAGAAGAUUGCCAGUUACUUGUAGAUGCUGGAAUAACAUACGUAUUUGAAUUUCUUCCUAAUAGAAUGGCUAUGGUAAAUUCAGUUCAUGAAAAUUAUGGACGAGUAUACAAAGAUCCAGAAAUAGAAAAACAUUUUGAUAAAACAUUGGAAUAUUCAAUAUAUGGCUUAACAAAGAAAAUAUUGCACGAAGCUAGCAAAAAGCACAUUACAGUAUUAGAAGCAGCCAAUCAACUAGCUAAUGAAUUGAGUCUUCAUAAUCAUCCAUUGUGGCCAAAUCGUGCCAAAAUGAUUGUGAGAAGUUUGGUAGAGGGAGAGUGGCACCAGGGAAAAGAUUUCUGGAGAAAACGUCGAAACUUUGCAACCAUUGGAUCUUCAUAAAUUUAAAAUAAAAUCAAAGUUUAUAUAUUUUUUUAAUAAAAAAUUAAGCAUUAUAUUAUAUUUUGUUUAUUUAGAAAUUUUUAUAAUUAGAAGGUAUUCCCCCUCUCUCUUUCUAAAACUUUCACUAAAUUAAUUUUAAUUUUUAAAAGUUACUUUUUUUAGGUUGUAUUAUAAUUCUAAUUAUUUAUUUAUUUUGAACA
Centruroides sculpturatus (bark scorpion) is the source of this 1981-nucleotide messenger RNA. Its product is annotated as phenylalanine dehydrogenase-like. The transcript is spliced from 10 exons. NCBI's taxonomy places the organism in Eukaryota, Metazoa, Arthropoda, Arachnida, Scorpiones, Buthidae. Bases 120 to 1781 code for a protein of 553 amino acids. Gene Ontology annotation, biological process: amino acid metabolic process. The record is from RefSeq and is a predicted model, not a curated record. Gene Ontology annotation, molecular function: oxidoreductase activity, acting on the CH-NH2 group of donors, NAD or NADP as acceptor.